CCCGCGUGCGUCAGGAUGCGUCGGGCCGGAGGGCAGGCCGCGGGGGGAGGCGGCGAACUGUCGUCCGCCGGCUCUGCAAGGACGGACAGACUGCCGACAGCCCGCAGCUGGAGCGGAGCGCCUGACAGAGCCUCGGCCGCCCUUCUCAGCGUCUGGACUCUGCCUCCUCCCCCAGGUGCCUGGCCCAAGUCGCUGUGGCUGGAUUUCCUCAGGAAGGCGACCCCAGAAGCGUCUCAGCUGAGCAACAGGACGUUUGGAAGCGCCCCGGCCCCUACUGUCAGCAAGCUCGAGGACCGUAGCGAUUUCAAUGACGAAAUUAUAAAUGAGCCCCUCAAGCACUCCGACUUCUUCAAUGUCAAGGAAUUGUUUUCUGUUACAAGCCUUUUUAAUGCCCGCGUGCACCUGGGACACAAAGCCGGCUGUCGCCACAGGUUCAUGGAGCCAUACAUCUUUGGGAACCGCCUGGGCCAGGACAUCAUUGAUCUGGAGCAGACAGCCGCACACCUCCAGCUGGCCUUGAAUUUCAUGGCGCACGUGGCCUAUCGCAAAGGGAUCAUCUUGUUUGUGAGCCGGAACCGGCAGUUCACCCACCUGAUUGAGAACACGGCCCGCGACUGCGGCGAGUACGCCCACACGCGCUACUUCAAGGGCGGCCUGUUUACCAAUGCCUCCUUGCUUUUUGGCCCCGGAGUCCGCCUGCCAGACCUCAUCAUCUUCCUUCACACACUCAACAACAUCUUUGAGCCUCACGUGGCCGUGAGAGAUGCAGCCAAGAUGAACAUCCCCACUGUGGGCGUCGUGGACACCAACUGCAACCCCUGCCUCAUCACGUACCCCAUCCCCGGCAACGACGACUCGCCCCCGUCCGUCCACCUCUUCUGCAGCCUCUUCCAGACGACAAUCACCCGAGCCAAGGAGAAGAGGAGGCGGGUUGAGACCCUGUAUCGACUGCAGGGCCUCCAGGCAGCCAAGAGGUGAGGACCCGUGGACCCUUCCUCCCCAAGAACACCGACUGGAGCGUCAUUCCCGUGAUGCCGCCACUCUCCGCCUCCAAAUACAGCAGACAAGCCGGUUCCUCAGCUGGGAGUCACCUCCCCACCCAUGUUCCCAGUGCCUCUAGGCAUUUGGGCCACCGUUACUGUACUGAUUGCUCCCCUGUGUUCCCAGAGUGCAUCCGUCCAGGCUCCACCUCAGACCCAGGGCCAUGUUUUCUCUGCAGACAGACUAAGUGGCUUGUGCAAAAUGGUGGUGCCGAGCCAGAUUUGGGAUUUGAAGACUGCUCCCUGGAUGGCUGGGCGGCGGGAGGCUCAGUGUAUGCCACCCUGGUACUGCACUCAGUGUCGGGAGGCUCAGCGUAUGCCACCCUGGUACUGCACUCAGUGUCGGGAGGCUCAGUGUAUGCCACCCUGGUACUGCACUCAGUGUCGGGAGGCUCAGCGUAUGCCACUCUGGUACCACACUCAGCAUCCCUUCCCUGGGAGAUCAGGAAGGCCCUCACUUCUACCUUGCCAUGACUCCUUUGUCUGGCAGGAAGGUUCUUAGACCAGCUGGAUUUUUAUUCUGAAGUCUCCUCACGUUGGACUCCUUUCCUGGCUACCUGGUUCAGCAGAUGUUUUGUGAUGUGCCACUGCAGGGUGAGCCGCUAAGAAGCUCACUCUGGGCUGGAACAGAAAUAAAACUGACAUUUGGACGCA
Molecule: messenger RNA, 1694 nt
Organism: Loxodonta africana (African savanna elephant)
Lineage: Eukaryota; Metazoa; Chordata; Mammalia; Proboscidea; Elephantidae
Gene: MRPS2
Product: mitochondrial ribosomal protein S2
Exons: 3
Coding region: 16-978 (320 amino acids)
Biological process (GO): translation
Cellular component (GO): ribosome; mitochondrial small ribosomal subunit
Molecular function (GO): structural constituent of ribosome
Source: RefSeq, a predicted model, not a curated record